ACCGCCCGUAUAAAGCGUUGCACCAGUGUAAACAGCCCUGUAGAACGUUUCAAUCAGAUCUCCGAAAUAGGCAACUUCAUUUUCGGAAUGUCGAACCUUGCUGGGAAUAUUGUUCAUUUUGAUGGAGACAUUGACAUGCUAGUCACAAAGAUCCUUACAAACUGGGACUGUUGGACUCAGAAGAAAUCUUUUGAAGGCUGUCAAGAUUCAUCUCAUUGUACGUCUCCUGAGUCGUCGUUUGAUUCAAUGUGCUCUUCGCCGGAGAUGCCAACAAACGCGAGUGGGUGCCCGAAUUUUCCCUAUCCUCAGCAAGGACACAGUUCCACUUCAUGCGCCUCACAGAAGCCAUCCAAGCCGAAGAUGUCGACCAAGCGACGCAUGAAGGCAAGCGAGAGGGAGAAGUUGAGGAUGAGAAGUUUGGCAGAUGCUCUUCAUCAACUCCGUGAUUACCUGCCUCCGGAUUACAGCCAGAGGGGUCAACCCUUAACAAAAAUUCAAACUCUCAAAUAUACUAUUCAGUAUAUCAACGAACUUUCAGAACUUCUCAGAACUGCAUAAUUCUUUAAGCACAUUACCCACAGACCUGGGUUAAAGUGGACUGCGUAAUACUGACACGCGAAUGCAAAAUGAGUUAGAUGCAGCCUAAACUGCUGCUUUUGAACUUGAACGGACAAUUUCCGAGUGAAACUGAAUUUGUUGUGUAUGCAACUGUGGGUGCUGACUUUAUAUUGUUGUUUUGAUAUUUUUGUAUAACCAGCAAUGUAGUCCUGUGUUGCCUGAUUCCUAGCCUAUAAUAUGGGACAUGCCCUGCCAUCCUGAAAUUUUCCAUUUGAUUUGCUUGAAUGGCACUUGAAUUUUGUCAUAUUUGGAGCCUAUUUUGAUUUUGUAACAAACAAGCAUAGUAAACAUAUAACUCUGUUACAUAUGGCCAUUACUUGCACGAUAUGAAUGAAGAUAAAAUCAACAAACAUGUUUGAGAGGUAAUUCGGCAGACGACAACGUUCUACGAUCACUUUUACUGGCUAAGUGUAAGUAACAACUGGAAAUUGAUUUGAAUUGUAAAUAUAUUAGAUGUCAAAGAAUAAAAUAAUUUCAUUAAAAUAU
Molecule: messenger RNA, 1104 nt
Organism: Anguilla anguilla (European eel)
Lineage: Eukaryota; Metazoa; Chordata; Actinopteri; Anguilliformes; Anguillidae
Gene: msgn1
Product: mesogenin 1
Exons: 1
Coding region: 88-558 (156 amino acids)
Biological process (GO): mesoderm formation; regulation of transcription by RNA polymerase II
Cellular component (GO): nucleus
Molecular function (GO): protein dimerization activity; DNA-binding transcription factor activity, RNA polymerase II-specific; RNA polymerase II cis-regulatory region sequence-specific DNA binding
Source: RefSeq, a predicted model, not a curated record